This is a messenger RNA of Sphenostylis stenocarpa, 408 nucleotides long. NCBI's taxonomy places the organism in Eukaryota, Viridiplantae, Streptophyta, Magnoliopsida, Fabales, Fabaceae. The record is from the annotation of a GenBank genome assembly.
AUGUUGAUGAAAUACUUGGCUCUGUUUUACUCUCAUCUCAAAUGGGUGUUGGAUUUCCUUCUUUAUUACCCUUUCUACAAGCUUCAUGAUUCUGAUAUGCCAAUGAUUGGAGAAACCCAAAGCAUAUGCCACUAUGCACACGCCCCUGGCACAGAGGAAGAUGAUGUUGAUUGUGCUGUUUGUCUGUGCGAAAUUGGAGAUGGUGAAGAGAUUAGAGUGCUUGGGUGUGAACAUUGCUUUCACAGAAACUGCUUGGAUGCAUGGAUUGCUCUCAAAAAUGUCACUUGCCCUCUCUGCAGAGAACCAGCGAGACCAAGAAGAAGCAUCAAUGAGGUUGGAGCUGAAGUUCUAUGGUUUGAAUUUUGCUCUGUCCACACUCAUGAGGGUGAUAGGUGGUGGCUCCGAUGA